CACUUUGAGUGGUCCAUGUUCUUUGUGUGUAACUGUGUAAGCAUGAUAAAAGGUGACACCAAAAUGGCGACAUUGGUCUUUUUAGUCUUUCUCUGCUUUUGUUCCGCUUAUGCUGUGGACAAGAUAUUCUUCGUGGACCAGAUCAAUUAUGGUAUCUACUACAGCGACAUACGACCUGGCGAACUCCUGACCAAUCAGUUCUACACACGGGCUCUCUUCGAACACAUCCGGCGACCCGGGGUCAUGACCUAUGACCCUAUGACAAACAUGGUGAUAUGGGGACAGAGGGACCCACAUAAGAUCGGCGGCGAUAUUUUGGACGGCGAGCCCUCUACGGUCACCAUCGUUCCGGGCGUCAAGCCUUUUUGUAUCGCCUUCAAUGAAGUAGAUCGGAGGAUCUACUGGUUCGGGGAGGUAUCCGGUCUACUGAAUUCUAUCCGAGUCGACGGAACCGGCAAGAUAAGACUGGCUACCUUGGCGGCACAAAUCUAUGGACUCAGCGUAGAUGGCGCAAACGGAUUUCUGUAUUUUGCUGAGGGCGAUCGGAUCGUGAGAAUGAAGGUGGAUGGUAGUGAAUCAACGGCCAUCGUCGAUACAAAUCUCGCCAAUGUGACAGCUUUUACAAGAAAUCCACAAGAUGGCCGGCUCUAUUGGAUCAACGGAUUUGGGAGUAUCGAAACAUACGACACAACGACGAAUGUUCGUAGUACCCUCGCCAAUAUAUCGACCCCGAUUGGACAUGUAGAACACAUAGUGGUAUACAACGGUACGUUCUAUUGGGCCGACAGUACUAGGGGCGGGAUAGGUCACAUCGAGCUGGGGAAUCCGACCAAUGUUGGCUUUGAGCAGAACAUCGUCGUGAGCGGGACGCAGCAGAGCCUAGCAGGAAUAAUGGACAUGAAAGUUUUCAUCGAUGUUGAUCCUUGCGUUUCCUCGCCUUGUGGUGAGGGCACCGUUUGCGUCAGCACCAUGUUUGCUUAUGAAUGUCAGGCGGCCACCACCCCUGCCACUGGGAAUAGCACUACCGAAGUCACAGACACCUCAACCAUGGGACCACCAGCUAACCCCUGUGAGGCCGAAGGUGACGCGUAUCCCUGCCAUGAGCUUUAUGGGGUCUGUGAGAACAUCGACGGAACCCCACUGUGUAGCUGCUAUGAUGGAUAUGACCUUGCUAAUGACGGGGUCACGUGUAUGGCUCAUUUAAACUGUUCCCAUUGUGAAAAUGGCGAGUGUGUUAUAAGCGACGCAGGCGCCAAAUGUGUCUGUGACUCCGGCUACAUGCAAGGGACUGGGGAACACACCUGUGAAGAUAUCAACGAAUGCGAAAGCGAAAGCUCCGUUUGCGACGUGGAGUAUGGCGAAUGUAAGAACACGGCCGGUGCAUACUACUGUAGCUGUAUUACAGGUUUCGUCACCGGUGGAAACGGACUCACGUGUCAAGUUGACUGUAGCCAGAACUCGUGCCAAAAUGGAGGUACCUGCGUGGACAAUCUGUGCUAUUGUCUAGAUGAUUUUGAAGGACUAUCAUGCGAAAUUGAGUAUAUGGACACCGCAACUGAUGAUCCAGAAGAAACUACAAACUUCGCUGACCACGAUGAACCUAUCGAAUGGAAGAUAGCAAGAAAAGUCAUAAUCAUUAUCACCGUGGUCACCCUCCUUAUCGUUAUCCUCAGUAUCGUCAUCGUUGUUAUCUGUUGCAGAUGCAAAAACGAUGACAAAGUCAAAGGAAAACCUAAUGCCUAAAUUUAAACAUGCGCUCGUUAGGAAGGCUUAUACUUCGUACUGUCGCACAGUGGGCCAGAGAGAAACUAAAGUGCGCCAAAAA
This is a messenger RNA of Strongylocentrotus purpuratus (purple sea urchin), 1825 nucleotides long. RefSeq names its product pro-epidermal growth factor. Gene Ontology annotation, molecular function: calcium ion binding. The transcript is spliced from 11 exons. Lineage: Eukaryota; Metazoa; Echinodermata; Echinoidea; Camarodonta; Strongylocentrotidae. The record is from RefSeq and is a predicted model, not a curated record. The coding region runs from base 16 to 1743 and encodes 575 amino acids.